Messenger RNA from Tetrapisispora phaffii CBS 4417, 1410 nucleotides. RefSeq names its product Hpc2p (gene HPC2). The transcript has a single exon. The record is from RefSeq and is a predicted model, not a curated record. Lineage: Eukaryota; Fungi; Ascomycota; Saccharomycetes; Saccharomycetales; Saccharomycetaceae. Bases 1 to 1410 code for a protein of 469 amino acids.
AUGCAAAGGGAAUUAAUGUUACUGGACGAUCGUGAAGUCGACUGUUUGGACAAGAAAAGAGAAUCUUCUCAAGUUGAUGAUGAUUCAGAGUCGAAGAAACAGAAAACAUUGAAUAUUGCAGAGGAACUGGCCAAGAAUAGGAAUAAUAAUACUAGUAAUUCAAGUUUGGUAUUGAAGUCGAAUUCUUCCCAAUCGCCAACGCCAAAUGCAGAACCUCAGAAUCAAGCUCAAUCAAUUGAACCACAAGUAUCACACGUCUCACAAGUGAAAAUUUCAUCUCUAUUAUCUGACGAAGGUCCUUCAGCAACUACUGCCAUGGACACAAAGGAACUGCUACAAACUCCAACUGUGUCAACUCCUUCGAUAAAGAAACCAAUUACAAAGACACCGGCUACCGCGCCCGUGAAGAUUGUACCAAGCCCUGCAUCCAAAGCAAAAAAAUCAAAUUCAAUAGAUUCCAUUCUCACGAAAACAAAAAUUAAAUCAAAAUCAGUAACAAAUACUCCCAUCGCCAAGAAACAAGUUUUAACAACUACAACAGUAUCGAAAUCAAAGGGAAACACACCAAAACCGAAAUCAAAAAGUGCAUCGAAAUCAAACUCAUCAAAAAAUAUAAAUUUAAAGACGUUAUCAUCUACUACACCAGCUAAUGAUGCUGCAACGCCAUCAGCAACAGCCUUAAAGAAGGAAAAAUCAAUAAUAACGGAUAAGAAUAUACCGAAACUUCAACCAUCUGCUGAUAAAAAUGAAAAUACAAUUGAUAAAAAAUUACCUAAAGUUUUAUUACCUGCAUCACAAAUUGAAAAACCAUCUCUGUUGGGGGUGUUUGAAAAUAAUACUAAUAAUACUAAUAAUAAACAGAAAGACGAGGACGCUGAGCCUGUUGUAAUAUUGAACAUACCAUUGUACCCGGCAAAAAAUGAGGACUACCUGGAUGAGAAUGGGCAAGUUGUAUUCAAUUUUGCACAAAUUGAAAGAUCGCGGUUUUCGAAAGAUCUGCCACCUAAGACUAAGGAUUUGGAUGAGUUAAAAGCAGCUAAAAGAAAUUUAUUCAGCGAUUUGAACGAAACUACUGGGAAAUAUGAUGGCAUUGAUGGACAAGAAGAAGAUUUGGAGAAUGACGACUACGAUGAUGAUGAUGAUGAUGAAAACGAAGAUGAAAUAGAGGAAGGCAAGUUAACAACCUCUCCAUCAAAGAAAAAAUCGCAUCCGAAUAAAGGUAAGAACUUGAUCGGUAAAUAUGAUGUAGAAGAUCCUUUUAUUGAUGACUCCGAAUUAGCCUGGGAAGAACAGAGAGCUGCAACAAAAGAUGGGUUUUUUGUUUACUUUGGUCCAUUAAUCGAAAAGGGUUACUACGCAAGUUUGGAAAGGAUCAAUGGUAAAAUGAAAAGAGGAGGGAUUAAAAACUAG